AUGAACGGUGCCCACGGUGGCCCGGCCCGGCCGUGGGCGGCGCUGGCCGUGGAGGCGUACAGCUGCCAGUACGGUUCGCCCAAGUACCUGCUGCUGUGCGGCCUGGGCGGGAUGGUGAGCUGCGGGCUGACGCACACGGCCAUCGUGCCCCUGGACCUGGUCAAGUGCCGCAUGCAGGUGGACCCCCACAAGUACAAGAGCAUCGUGAGCGGCUUCCGGGUGACGGUGCAGGAGGACGGGGUUCGCGGCCUGGCCAGGGGCUGGGCGCCCACCUUCUUCGGCUACUCCAUGCAGGGCCUCUUCAAGUUCGGCCUCUACGAGGCCUUCAAGAUCCGCUACGCGGAGCUCCUGGGCGAGGAGCGGGCCUACCUGUGGAGGACCGGCCUGUACCUGGCCGCGUCGGCCAGCGCCGAGUUCUUCGCCGACGUCGCCCUGGCCCCGAUGGAGGCGGCCAAAGUCCGCGUGCAGACGCAGCCGGGCUAUGCGCGCACCCUGCGGGCCGCGGCGCCGCGCAUGUUCGCCGAGGAGGGCCUGCGGGCCUUCUACAAGGGCGUGGCGCCGCUGUGGCUGCGGCAGGUGCCCUACACCAUGAUGAAGUUCGCCUGCUUCGAGCGCACGGUGGAGGCGCUCUACAAGUACGUGGUCCCCAAGCCGCAGAGCCAGUGCACCAAAGCCGAGCAGCUGGGCGUCACCUUCGUGGCCGGCUACAUCGCCGGCAUCUUCUGCGCCAUCGUGUCGCACCCGGCCGACUCGGUGGUGUCCGUGCUGAACAAGGAGAAGGGCAGCACGGCCUUGGGAGUGCUGCGGGCACUGGGCUUCGUGGGCGUGUGGAAGGGCCUGUUCGCGCGCAUCGUCAUGAUCGGCACGCUGACCGCCCUGCAGUGGUUCAUCUACGACUCCAUGAAGGUGUACUUGAGGCUGCCCCGGCCCCCGGUGGCCCGAAUGCCGGAAUCCCUAAAGAAGAAGGGCCAGGGCCAGGGCCAGGGCCGCAGGCCCUACUGGCCCGUGUUCCCUCCGCGGUGA
Echinops telfairi (small Madagascar hedgehog) is the source of this 1023-nucleotide messenger RNA. Its product is annotated as phosphate carrier protein, mitochondrial-like. Gene Ontology annotation, cellular component: mitochondrial inner membrane. Gene Ontology annotation, molecular function: phosphate transmembrane transporter activity. Lineage: Eukaryota; Metazoa; Chordata; Mammalia; Afrosoricida; Tenrecidae. The transcript has a single exon. The coding region runs from base 1 to 1023 and encodes 340 amino acids. The record is from RefSeq and is a predicted model, not a curated record. Gene Ontology annotation, biological process: mitochondrial phosphate ion transmembrane transport.